UGUGUGUGUCUGUGUAGCAGAGCUGUGAGUUGUGAGUGUGUGCGUGGUCAUGCUCACACAUAAUCACACAUUCAGCACUGCUGCAUACGCAUGUCGCACACUAAUUUCUGCUACCAGGGUGACUUCAGCUUUUGCAAAACUGCAACUCCCUGCAUGCCAAGUUUGGCAUUCUGGUUGGUAAAUACUGAUAUAGAGAUUCCCAAAGACACGACCAUGAGGAGGAGACAGGAUCAACACUUGGGCAUACCAAGUCAUGUGAUACAUUACAGGAUAUAUCUAAUGGGAGCAUGGAACAAAAGGAUGAAUCACCGCUGAUCGCACAGAGCGGCAGUGAUGAUGAAGAUGAAGAUGAAAGUGAUACAGAUAGUGAUGAUGUGAGGGUGACAAUUGGGGACAUCCGGACAGGAGCUCCCUCCUGCAUGGGACCCACUGGAAAUCAAAGUGGGAAAGGAGGUCGAAGUUUUGGGACAGCUGGUAAACUGCCUCCAAAAGGAAUAGAUUUUUCUGCUCCAGGUUGCAUUAAUGGCAUUCCUGUCCUAGAAGUGGAUCUGGAUACUUUUGAAGAAAAGCCGUGGAGAAAACCAGGUGCUGAUCUUUCUGACUACUUCAACUAUGGGUUUAAUGAAGCAACUUGGAAAGUAUAUUGUGAGAAGCAGCGGAGGCUGCAGCUCGGGCUGGACAGCGCUUAUUCACACAGCAAGGAAAACAAAAUAACUGUGCAACAGGGCAGGACGAGCCAUACAAGUAAAGGAGAGGAAAAUAUGUUUGAUAAUAGGGACAUGAAUUUUAAUAUUGAAGAAGGAAAAUCAGGAGUUGAAGCCUCACAAAAUGGGAAGCAAGCGAAGACAAUUGAUGUAAUUGGUGGGGAGAUCUGCAGUAUCACCAGGGUUGAAGGCAGGAGAUGGGACAUUCAAGAUUCAGAUAACAUUCCAAUGCAGGUGGUUGAAAAUCAGGAAUACAAGCCUCAUCCAGUCAUACAACAUCAGCAACCCCCUCCACCUCUUCUCCCUCCGCCAUCCAUUCUCCAUAAUGCUUCACCAUUCAAUGGACUUCCACCACCACCUCCUCUUUUUUUCCAGCGUCCUCCUCCAACUACCCAAGUUCCACCGGUAUUGCACCCUCCAGCGAUGCUACCUCCUCCACUUAUUCCUCCACCUGCUGUACACAUCCCACCCCCCAGCGGACCCCCUGUCACAUACAACAGUAGACUGCCUCCUCGCCAAAUAUACUUCUCUAAUGGGCCAAGUGGGGUAAACUAUCCUGCUCUCUCCACUGCUCAGACUUCUUGGGUCACCACUGUAGAGAAAGGUACAAGUAACCCCAGGAGAAAUGAGUGGACCCCAAGAAGACGGCAAGAACGAGAAAUGGAAACAAUCCGAAGCCAGAACUUUAAUAACUUCAAGCCGGAAAGUGAACGACUCGUAAAUUACAACCGUGAAAGAAACUAUGAUUAUGAGCCCAAGUAUCAGCGCAAUCGUGAACGCAGCUGGGAAAAAGAAGAAAAAUUCCAUGGGGAGCAUCGACAUAGAGACAGGGAGGAGAGCAACAAGCAUAAAUCUUCUCGAAGAAAGCAAGACAGUGAGGAACGAGAAUCACAUCGCAGACAUAAGCGCAAGAAGAGCAAGCGGUCCAAAGAAAAGAGUGCGGAUGAUGACCCACCUAAAAGAGGAAAUCGGAAUGAUCUCAGAGAGAAGAACACAUCUGCCUCAAGGCUAGAUUAGAUCAGAAUAUGAAACCUGCAAGCUUGGAGACGCGCUGUAAGUUUGGCUACAGCUGGAAGCUUCACGUUUACCCUGUGCACCAGUAUAGUUUACUGCUUAUUUGGGGUAGUCUUCUUAGAGUUAUGGCGAAAACGGAGCAGAGAAUCUAUUCGCAUUUACAUUGAAACUUCCGGCCAUGUGUUUACACCAUUGUCCACCACAAUUGGCAUUAAUAUUGGAAACAGUAAUGUCACAUAUAUUAUAUUAUACCCACACACACUGUCCAUUUUAUACACUUAUACUAUUUCUCUUAAUGUAGACUGCAGGCGUAAAACUUUUAGGUUUUAUCUGUGAUUUAGUUUCUUAAUUUAUUAUGACACUUUUUGAAUAUAACAUUUUCCAAUAAUGUAAUUAAGAUUUCUGUGUAGAAUUGUACUGUACUGAGUUUUACUAAGAAAUAUAUAAUUUGAU
Messenger RNA from Hyla sarda, 2171 nucleotides. Its product is annotated as pre-mRNA 3'-end-processing factor FIP1-like. The transcript has 16 exons. The record is from RefSeq and is a predicted model, not a curated record. Gene Ontology annotation, cellular component: mRNA cleavage and polyadenylation specificity factor complex. NCBI's taxonomy places the organism in Eukaryota, Metazoa, Chordata, Amphibia, Anura, Hylidae. Gene Ontology annotation, molecular function: RNA binding. The coding region runs from base 288 to 1721 and encodes 477 amino acids.